CACAUGAAUAUUGGAUAAUAACCGAUUAAUAUCAUGGCUUCUAUGAACCCUCUAUCACUAUGCCUCAUCGAUUUCUCUGCACCCCUUCCCAUUUCCAUUCGUUCCUCAUCUUCCACGUUCCCGCUUUCUCAAACACCAUGCCACCCCAUCAAACACAGCAAGCCAAAACGCCACCACAUCUCCAAAGUGUCAUGCCACAGUAACCAAAACCAAAACAACUCAACACCAAACCAUAAAGAAGGAAAGCCAUCACACAACAACAUUGUAAGAAAAAAUAGGAGGGACGUUCUCAUUGGCUUUGGAGGACUUUAUGGUACUUCUACUCUUGGCAACAACAACAACAACCCUUUAGCCAUAGCUGCUCCAAUUUCUCCUCCUGACCUAAAUAAUUGUGGUCCACCAGAGUUACCAACUGAUGUAAAACCCACCAAUUGUUGCCCUCCAAUACCUUCUACCAUCAUAGAUUUCAACUUCCCUCCCCCUACAACACCUCUUAGGGUUAGACCAGCUUCUCAUUUGGUCAACAAUGUUUACUUAGCCAAGUAUAAGGAAGCUGUUAAGCGCAUGAAAGCCCUUCCACCCGAUGACCCUCGUAAUUUCACACAACAAGCUAAUAUCCAUUGUGCUUAUUGUGAUGGUGCCUAUAGCCAAGUAGGGUACCCUGACCUUGACCUACAAGUCCACAACUCUUGGCUAUUCUUCCCUUACCACCGUUGGUACCUUUAUUUCUACGAGAGAAUCUUGGGGAGCUUGAUUAAUGACCCUACCUUUGCUCUCCCAUUUUGGAACUGGGACAACCCUAAAGGUGGCAUGAUACUCCCUUCCAUUUAUGCAGAUAAAACUUCACCUCUUUAUAACCCUCUUAGGAGUCUUAACCACCAACCACCAACUCUCAUAGACCUAGAUUAUAACAGAAAGGAUGAUGAUGAUCCGAGUGCGAGUGAGAAUGCAAAUGACCAAGUGGCCAGCAACCUCACUAUAAUGUAUAGGAAUGUUGUCUCCAAUGGGAAGCUCCCAAGGCUCUUCCUUGGAAACCCUUACCGUGCUGGAGAUGAUCCUGACCCUGGUGCUGGCUCUCUAGAGAAUGUUCCACAUGGUCCUGUUCACUCUUGGACCGGUGAUAAGAGAGAGCCCAACCGCGAGAACAUGGGGAUAUUCUAUUCCGCUGCAAGAGACCCCAUUUUCUAUUCUCACCAUGCCAACGUGGAUAGGAUGUGGAACAUAUGGAAAACAAUACCAGGUGGAAAAAGAAGGGAUUUCACCGACCCUGAUUGGUUAGACUCUGGAUUUCUCUUCUAUGAUGAGAACAAGAAUCUUGUGCGUGUGAAGGUCAAGGAUUCCCUUGACACCAGAAAGCUAGGUUAUGUUUACCAAGAUGUUGACAUUCCAUGGCUCAAGAAUAGACCUAAACCCAAAAGAACCAAAGGUAAGAAGGUGGCAUUGGCACAAAACUUUGGUGUUGGUGUAGCACAGGCUGCUGAGACUACGUUAAGGAGUGUCGAGUUCCCUUUGACUUUGGAUUCCAAGGUAAGCACAGUUGUUAAAAGGCCAAAGCUUUUGAGGAGUAAGAAGGAGAAGGAAGAAGAGGAGGAGGUGUUGGUGAUUGAUGGAAUUGAGUUUGAUAGGAAUGAAGCUGUGAAGUUUGAUGUGUUUGUCAAUGAUGAAGAUGACAAGGUGAUAGGACCAAGCAAUACAGAGUUUGCAGGAAGCUUUGUAAGUUUGCCUCAUUCUCAUGUGCACAAAAACAAGAAGAUCAUAACUUGUCUUCGAUUGGGGUUAACGGAUUUGUUAGAAGACUUGGAAGCUGAAAAUGAUGAUAGUAUUGUGGUGACGUUGGUACCGAAAUAUGGGAAAGGACCGGUCACAAUUAAGGGCAUAAAGAUAGAGUUUGCAACCGAAUGAAAAUAUAGUAUGUUUAAUGAGAAUUUCUAUUGUAACAUGUAACCGCAAGAAAUUCGUUAAUCAACGAGGACACUAAUCUCA
Messenger RNA from Cajanus cajan (pigeon pea), 1983 nucleotides. Its product is annotated as polyphenol oxidase, chloroplastic. Gene Ontology annotation, biological process: pigment biosynthetic process. NCBI's taxonomy places the organism in Eukaryota, Viridiplantae, Streptophyta, Magnoliopsida, Fabales, Fabaceae. Gene Ontology annotation, molecular function: catechol oxidase activity. The record is from RefSeq and is a predicted model, not a curated record.